AUGUCAUCUAUACUAAAACACUUGAACAAAGACACGAUUGCUGCGGUGCUUCGCAGCACCGUAUUCAACCCCGGGCUCACUGCCCCGGCGGCAGCGGCGGUGACUUGGAUAUUGGAACCGGACACACUCAGUGCCCGCGGGUUGCAUAGUGGUCUCCCUCAACUUCUCCUGGCGGUAUGGCUCUUCACGGCAGCCGGUCUGGCCUUGCGGCUCCAUGAGGAGCUGAACAAGUGGACCGCCAACAACUGGACGAGGGACGACACCUGGGACUGGGAUAACGAGGUGGUGCUCAUCACCGGAGGCAGCAGCGGCAUCGGCGCCAACGUGGCCCAGCAGCUCGUGGCUCGCAACCCCCGCACGACGGUCGUCGUCGUGGACUACGUCCCUCUUACCUGGCGGCCGGCGCCCGAGGCUAAUGUGCGGUAUUUCCAGUGCGACCUCAGCGACAAGGCGGCCAUCAGAACCCUGUGCGAACGCGUGAGGCGCGAGGUGGGCAACCCGACCGUGCUCAUGAACAACGCCGGCCUCUCACGUGGAUUCUCGGUCAUGGAUGGGACUUACACGGACGUCGAGCUGACGAUCAAUACGAACCUCGUCGCCCCGUUCCUGCUGGUGAAGGAGUUCCUCCCACACAUGGUGAAGUCGAACCACGGCCACAUCAUCCACGUGGGGUCCAUGAGCGCGAUGAUGCCGCCCGCUCGGAUCGCGGACUACGCGGCCACCAAGGCCGGGCUGAUAGCUCUCCACGAGGCCCUCCAACUGGAACUCAGGUACGUCAAUCAAGCGCCCAAGGUGCGAUUGACACUUGGUGUCUUCGGCUUCAUCAAGACGCCAUUUUUCAGGAGCGACCGGUCGGGGCAGUCGCCGUUCCUCUUCCCGCUUAUCGAAUCGGAAACGGUAGCCCGGUUGUUCGUGGACACGCUCUACAGCGGCUUCGGGAAGACGAUAUACAUGCCGGGUGUCAUGCGAUACGUGGCCAUGUUGCGGGGCGGACCCGAGUGGCUAUUGAGGAUGACCAGAGAAGAGACCCAGAAACUCACGGUUGACCUUGGCGGCUAUCAGACAGUCAACAGCAAGACUGGAAAGUUGGAAAUUCCGGGAGGCCGUAGCGCUACUUGA
Molecule: messenger RNA, 1119 nt
Organism: Colletotrichum graminicola M1.001
Lineage: Eukaryota; Fungi; Ascomycota; Sordariomycetes; Glomerellales; Glomerellaceae
Product: short chain dehydrogenase
Exons: 3
Coding region: 1-1119 (372 amino acids)
Molecular function (GO): oxidoreductase activity, acting on the CH-OH group of donors, NAD or NADP as acceptor
Source: RefSeq, a predicted model, not a curated record